Jatropha curcas is the source of this 3378-nucleotide messenger RNA. The record is from RefSeq and is a predicted model, not a curated record. Lineage: Eukaryota; Viridiplantae; Streptophyta; Magnoliopsida; Malpighiales; Euphorbiaceae.
AGUACUUGCACUCAUGUUAUUCUGUAACAUAAGUUAGUGGGGUAUAAGCAUAAAGUCUCUUUAAGCAAAGAUAUGCAUACCUCUCUUUCUUUCUCAGAACAAUUGCGUGCACCUACUUUUUCAUCAUCAAGGCUUUGCACUAUUGCAACCAAUGAUCCCCUCAAUCAUCUCAUUUAUAUACUUCUUUGCUUCCUCACCUUCUUCUCUGCAACAACUAUCUUAACUACCUUUCCCUCUUUCUCUCUACAUAUCUUUUUAUAAUAUGGCUCUUAAAUUUAUUUUCUUCAUUUUUGUGUUACUUAUUUCUCUAACCCACAGUUCGCAGGCCAUCAGUGUGAACCAGUCUCAGUUCUUCAGUCUAAUGAAAACUUCUUUGUCAGGAAAUGCCUUGUUUGAUUGGGAGGUCACUGGUGGGAUAUCAUACUGCAACUUUACAGGAGUUAGCUGCAACACUCAAGGGUACGUUAAAAAAAUUGACAUGACUGGUUGGUCAAUAUCUGGCCGUUUUCCAGUCGGUAUAUGCUCUUACUUGCCUGAGUUAAGUGUUCUCCGCCUUGGCCACAACCAACUCCAUGGUGAUUUCCUGCACAGCAUCAUCAACUGCUCUCUCUUAGAAGAGCUCAAUAUGAGUUCUUUGUAUCUCACUGGAACACUUCCUGAUUUCUCACCAUUGAGAUCUCUCCGGAUACUUGACAUGUCCUACAACAUCUUUAGAGGCGACUUUCCAAUUUCAGUGACUAACCUCACCAAUCUUGAGUUGCUUAACUUCAAUGAAAAUGUGGAACUGAACUUUUGGCAAUUGCCAGAGAAUAUUUCCAGGCUAGCAAAGCUUAAAUCAAUGAUCUUGACAACAUGCAUGCUCUAUGGUCCAAUCCCAGCAUCACUUGGAAAUAUGACAUCUCUUACAGAUCUUGAAUUAAGUGGAAAUUUUCUCACAGGCCAGAUUCCAGCUGAGAUUGGAUUGCUGAAGAACUUGCAACAGCUUGAGCUCUACUAUAAUUAUCAUCUUUCUGGAAAUAUACCGGAAGAACUUGGAAAUUUGACAGAGCUAAUAGAUUUGGACAUCUCAGUCAAUAAGCUGACUGGAAAAAUUCCAGAAUCCAUAUGCCGCCUUCCAAAGCUUGAAGUCUUGCAGCUUUACAACAAUAGCCUCUCAGGAGAAAUCCCAAAUGCUAUUGGCAAUUCAACAACUUUGCGCAUUUUAUCAGUCUAUGACAACACUCUUAUAGGAGAAGUUCCACAGAACUUGGGGCAACUGUCACCUAUGAUUGUCCUAGACCUGUCAGAGAAUCGCCUAUCGGGCCCACUACCGACAGAAGUUUGCAAAAGAGGUAAACUGUUAUACUUUCUCGUCUUAGAUAACAUGUUUUCUGGAGAGAUACCUGACAGUUAUGGAAAAUGUAAGACUCUUCUGCGAUUUCGAGUCAAUCAAAACCGUUUGGAGGGCUUAAUACCAGAAGGACUUCUAGGUCUUCCCCAUGUUUCAAUAAUUGAUUUGAGUUACAAUAAUUUUAGCGGUUCAAUUGCAAAUACAAUUGGAACUGCAAGAAACUUGUCUGAAUUUUUCUUGCAAAGCAACAAGAUUUCAGGAGUUCUACCUCCUGAAAUUUCUGGAGCUGUUAAUCUAGUAAAGAUUGAUGUCAGCAAUAAUCUCCUGUCUGGCCCCGUACCUUUUCAAAUUGGCUUUCUUAAAAAGCUAAAUUUAUUGAUGUUGCAAGGCAACAUGCUGAAUUCUUCAAUCCCCAAAUCACUAUCAUUGUUGAAAUCUCUCAAUGUUCUUGAUCUUUCUAACAAUCAAUUGACCGGAAAUGUACCAGAAAGUCUUAGUGUGUUGUUACCAAAUUCUAUCAAUUUUUCUAACAACCGUUUGUCCGGUCCAAUUCCUCUCUCUCUGAUAAAAGGUGGGUUGCUAGAGAGCUUUUCAGGGAAUACUGGUCUUUGUGUUCCAGUCUAUGUUUCUGGGGAUCAAAAUUUCCCCAUAUGCUCACAAACUUAUAAUCGAAAGACACAAAGUUCUCUAUGGGUUAUCGGAAUUUCUAUAGCUAUCAUUAUAGUUGGGGCUUUCUUCUUUCUAAAACGUAAACUCAGAAAUGAAAAGUUCAAGGAAAAUGAUCAGAGCAUGUCUUCAUCAUUCAUUUCAUCUGAUAUAAAGAGCUUCCAUCGAAUCAGUUUUGACCAACAAGAGAUCCUUGAUGGCUUGAUUGAUAAAAACAUAGUGGGGCAUGGAGGAUCUGGGACAGUGUACAAAAUUGAAUUGAGAAGUGGGGAAGUUGUUGCAGUGAAGAGCCUGUGGAGUAAGGGAACGAAAGAUUCAGCUUCGGAAGAUCAACUGCUUUCAGACAAGAAUUUGAAAGCUGAGGUUGGGACCCUGGGAAGUAUAAGGCACAAAAACAUAGUCAAAUUAUACUGUUAUAUCUCAAAUUUGAAUCGCAGCGUGCUGGUUUAUGAGUACAUGCCAAAUGGAAACCUCUGGGAUGCCCUUCACAAAAAUAAAAUCUGUCUAGAUUGGCCCACCCGACAUCAAAUAGCAGUUGGAGUUGCACAGGGAUUGGCUUAUCUCCACCAUGAUCUUUUACUACCUAUUAUUCACAGAGACAUAAAAUCAACCAAUAUUCUGCUAGACGUUAACUACCGGCCUAAGGUUGCCGACUUUGGCAUAGCCAAGGUUUUGCAAGCUAGGGGAGGAAAAGAUUCCACCACCACUGUUAUUGCAGGAACCUACGGUUACAUGGCUCCAGAAUAUGCAUAUUCAUCUAAAGCAACGACCAAGUGUGAUGUCUACAGUUUUGGGGUAGUGCUGAUGGAAUUAAUAACUGGGAAGAAGCCAAUACACACAGACUUUGGAGAGAACAAGAAUAUCAUAUACUGGGUUUCAGGGAAAGUGGACACUAAGGAAGGGGUUAUGGAAGUAUUAGACAAAAGAUUAUCAGGGUCUUUCAGGGAUGAGAUGAUACAGGUUCUGCGAAUUGCCAUCCGCUGUACCUGCAGUACCCCAGCCCUUCGCCCAACAAUGAGUGAGGUUGUCCAGAUGCUGAUUGAGGCAGAUCCAUGCAGAUUUGAUUCUUGCAAGUCGUCUACCAAGAGCAAAGAAAUGUCAAAUGACUUUAAGAUAAACAGUACAAAAGAAUUAUAAUUGCAAUAGGAGUAUAUGGGUGGGAUUCUAGGUGAAGAAAUAUACCAUCUUAGAAUAGUAUAUAUGUCGCUAAGUAACUGGGAGACUUAUCAUUAUGAGCAACUUACCCUUUUUUUUUUUUUUCUUUACGACUAAAGUAGCUUGUAGAUUCUUCUCUCUUUUCUUUUUCUUUUUAAAUUUUAUACUUUUUCAUUUUGUUUUCUUGCGCUUGUAUUUGCCAAAUUUAAUCAAAUAUGACUGCUUUA